This is a messenger RNA of Torulaspora delbrueckii, 2109 nucleotides long. RefSeq names its product GTPase-activating protein SST2 (gene SST2). The coding region runs from base 1 to 2109 and encodes 702 amino acids. Gene Ontology annotation, biological process: intracellular signal transduction. Lineage: Eukaryota; Fungi; Ascomycota; Saccharomycetes; Saccharomycetales; Saccharomycetaceae. The transcript has a single exon. The record is from RefSeq and is a predicted model, not a curated record.
AUGACUGAUAUUAUACCGUGUACUACACUUCAUGAGCUUGCAUCAAAGACAUUUUCUCGCACACCAAAUGGCGUUAUCUUCACAGAUGACAUCAAGAUGAUUUAUUCAACUUUCUUAAUAUGCCUUAAGUUGAAGGAAGAGAGUCCGGAGCUCAAGAGAUGGUAUUCUCCGUUUGGCAAAAGUCAUCAUGCUUUUUCCUUUUCCAUGGAGGAAGGUGUUGAGAGGAUGGGAAAUCUAAAACUUUCAGUCGAUAUGACCACUACUUCCAUUGAAAUCUGCUAUAAUAUCCAGCCAGAGUUGGCUUACCAUUUGAUUAGAACGUUUAUGGAAGCUAAGCUUCUACAUACCCCUGCGGAUAGGACUCGCAGCAUGCCAAAAAACAAAUCGAUCUUACAACCUACUCCGAAAGGUGUUGGUAUACUUCAAAAAUAUGUCAGAAGGAUUGGUUUGAAAAGUUUACCACCUAUCUUGCUUUCGGACUUCAAUUCAAUGGAGAUCUUCACCUUCGAAAGAAGUCCUGUGACAGAUUCCAUAAUUUACAGCAAUCGCUUAAUAUGCAUACUGCUAAACAAGAUGAUGGGCUCUGGUCCUAACGUCUGGUCUCCAGAAAAAAGUCCAGAUAAAAUCCCUUCACUCUCUAAGCUUUUGGAAUAUAAUAGUGAUAUCUUCAGUUUUGAAACUGUCGACUACAAAGCAUUUGGCGGGUUUGAAAGGGAACUUGAAGGCCAUCAACACACUUCAUGGUUUGACCAGCUUUCCACGGAGAGAUUGCAUGAUGAGAAUAGAACUUCACCGUUGGCUCAUAGGUUUUUCACCAAUCCUGACUCAGAUUCUCAUGUACAAUACUACUCUACUGAUUGCGGAUUAAGAAUAAGUAAAUCGAAAAUCUUUGGCAGUCCUAAAGUUCUCUUUGAUUAUUGCUUUACAACAAAAGCUAUUUGGCAAUGGGUAAUGGAUUGUACUGACAUCAUGUACCCAAAAGAGGCCGUAUCUGCGGCUGCCCUAUUCCUGAAAGCAGGUCUGGUUGUCCCGAUUCUCUUUCCACCUUCUGAGAACCUCAAUCGUAAAUUUUGCAUUAGCAGAACGUCAUACUACACUUUGAGCAGGCGGGCGUGGGAUGUUGUACAAUGGAACACAGAGAAAGGCAUAAGGAGAUCGAUAUGCAACUUUUCAAAUUUAUUGUCUGACGAUCCAAACAAGCAUAACAGUGACGCCACCUCGAUAAAUUAUAAGGGAGAAAUGGUUAUGACAGAACGUCCAGGUAGUUCACUGUCAGAUUCAGAUCGGACCACCGUUCAAAUCAGAUCUCAGGUCAAAGACAUCGAUGAAAUUCUUCGUGACCCCGGUAUGAAGUAUCUCUUCAGGCAACAUUUAGAGAAUGAGUUUUGCGCAGAGAAUUUAGAUGCUUUCGUUGACAUAAGGAAGUUCUUAAAGAAAAUGAGUCUCUUGAAGAACCUAAUAGAGUCAAAGCAUGCGAGCGACUUUAAGACCAAAAAGACGAGACCAAGAUGUUCGGACAGUAAUAUCCAAGCCGCCAUAGAGUCUGCUUUAGUCAGACAGGCGAAUGAAUGCCUUGAGCUGGGAUAUCAUAUUUAUUCCUCUUACAUUGUGGUUAAUGCACCAUAUCAGUUAAAUAUUGAUCACAACCUGCGCGAGUCUAUCAAUAGGGUUAUGCUGCACGCAUCAACACCAUCGGCAAUAGAGAGUAAACUGGGCAAUGAGCUACUGAAAACUUGCAGCUCAAUUGAGCUCUCAGCGACGUCCGCUCAGUUGAGUAACUCAUUGAGUAUUUGUAGGUACAGCUAUCUUAACCAGUCCGAGAUGAAUUUUCAAAGUGGCGUACAUACUCCAAAAGUUGUCAAGUCGACUACAUCGAUACAAGCGAAUGAAGAGAAGAAAAGACGGUCGACAUUAGCUCUUAAGGCUAAAAAUUUGCUCACAAUGAAAGAAAAUAAACUCCAAAAGACUUUCAAAAUACUUAAAACCCUGUAUCCUCUGUUGGAAAAUGUUAAUCAAGAUCUGCACCGCUUAAUGCGAAAGGACUCGCUGCAAAAGUUUGUAACGUCGGACCUGUACCAAGAUGCUGUGACGUUCUUGGAGGUGUCAUAA